Podarcis lilfordi (Lilford's wall lizard) is the source of this 22703-nucleotide messenger RNA. Lineage: Eukaryota; Metazoa; Chordata; Lepidosauria; Squamata; Lacertidae. The record is from the annotation of a GenBank genome assembly.
AUGGCGUUCACGCUGUACUCGCUGCUGCAGGCCGCGCUGCUCUUCGUCAACGCCAUCGCCGUGCUGCAUGAGGAGCGCUUCCUCCGCAGGAGUGAGUCGGACAGGCCUCGGAAGGGGGGCGUGAGGGUGAGGGGGGUCCUGGCCUCAUCCUCAUCCUCAGUCUGAGGGGAGGAAGGCGGAGGGCCCGGGCCGAAGGCGGGGCUUCUUGGGGCCACGUGGCAUCCCUAAGACGUCGCCAUAAAGUUAAUCAUAAGGAUCAGCGCCGAGUCAUUCGUAGGGAGAGGCAGUGUGGGGUAGUGGUUAGAGCGCAGGGCUAGGACCCGGGAGGCACAAGAAGAGCCCGGUUGGAUCUGGGCAGUGAGCCCUCCUACCCAUCAUUCUGGCUUCAGAAUCAGUUUGACUCCCUCCCCCUCUUUCUCUUUCUUUUUCCUUUCUCCUCCUGUGAAGAGGCUGCAUCCUAAUGUUUUAAUGUUGUAUUUUAAUCAACUUGUUUUUAUUAUUGGUUGUUAGCCGCCCUGAGCCUGGUCUUGGCUGGGGAGGGCGGGGUAUAAAUAAAAAUUAUUAUUAUUAUUAUUAUUAUUAUUAUUCACGGGGUCCGGCCAAAUGCCCCAAAGACAGAGAAACCUGCGAAUAGGAUUAAUUUAACAUAUCAAUUCCAACAAUCAUUUAACAUAGCUUCUUAUCUUACACACUAUUUUAGACUUCCGUCAACAACCUCUGAAGAUUUUCCGUUCUUUAUCACUUAUUCUGCAUUUCUUAAUUUCUCUAUUACUUUUAAUUGUUCUUAACCACUAAUUCUUAUCAAAAUCUUCCUUGCAAUAUUUCACAAAGUCCUCCUUACAGAACUUCUUGCAGUCCUACUAGCAUAAUAUGUUGAUUACAAUUGUUUUUCAAAUAGUUCAAAUAUUUACUCCAGUCCUCUAAGAAUCUCUGAUCCCACAGGUUUCGAAUCCUUCCUGUUAAUUUAUAUAAUUCUGCAUAGUCCAUUAAUUUCAUUUGCCAUUCUUCUUUUGUCGGUAAUUCUUCUUGCGCGAAUAGGAUUAUUAUUACUAUUAUUAUAAUUCUCCUAGUGGGGCAGCAAUAAGAGAGAUUUCUAGUGCAUCUGUAAAGAUGAGCAGGGACUGGUAUCAUUUUCAAAGUGGAUCGAGGGAGGGUGCAUGUUGAGUUUCCUGCAUUGCAGGGGGUUGAACUAGAUGACCCUCGUGGAUUCCUUCCAGCUCUACGAUUCGUAGAAUUCAAAAGUUGGAAGGGAUCCCAAGGGUCAUAUCUUGCAACCUCCUACAAUGCAGGAAUCUCAGCUAAAGCAUCCAUGUGUGGGGAUUACAUGCAGGCGCUGUCUGGAGGAAUUUGUAAAUAAUACUUGUUCGAAUGUUGCCAGCCUGACAGGCUAUAUUCAUAUAUAUAUUCAACUAUUUGUGUAAGGCAUUUAUUUUCUUUUUUGUAUCACAAAUAGCAUAACAGAGUCAUUGGGGAGAGGGGAAUCUUCUCCCUUCCCUAUCCCAGUGUUUCCCAAACUUGGGUUGCCAGCUGAUUUUGGACUACAGCUCUCAUCAUUGCUAGUUAGCAGGCCCAGUGGUCAGGGGUGUUGGGAAUUGUAGUCCAAAAACAGCUGGAGACCCAGGUUUGGGAAACCCUGCUGUAUCCAGACUGUAUUAUGUUUGGCACCAGAGUGGCUGCAGGUGCAGCUGUCUGUGCUGUAGGAGCAGAUGUGGGUUGUCAGUAUUGCCCUGGGCGCAGCACAGUUGCCCUCAGUAAGCAACGUGAUAGUAGAGCUGCUACUAUAGUUCACCUUGCACUAUAGUUAUCAAGAAAUGGUUCUAGCCUCCCAGUCUCAAAGGUUAAUGUAAAAGUAAUGCAGAAAAGUAGUGGUAGUGAUAGAGUAUGAAAUGCCAUCUGUACCAAAUGAGCCAGUGUAGGCUGGAGCUUUUUUUUAGUUAAUGAUAAAGGUGGCUGAAGUGGAAUGAUACGGAACUUUUCACAUAAAGUUCAAUUACAACUUUUAUUACCCUCUGCUUACAAGAUCUUUUUGGCUAUUUCCCACCCCACCCUACAAUUGUUUGAAUUGCUUGUCAACUUACUCAUUCUAGUUUCAGAUCAUCUUCAUGUGGGUUUGUGGUUGCUCAGAUGAAAUCUAAUUGUGAGUGCUGGUUUAGAUCAGUGGUCCUUGUAAUCUCGUUAAUUGUGGCCGUGAAGCAGUAAGGAGAGGCAUUGGAACAAAAUUGGGCAAACUCUGAGCAAAUCAUUGUGGAGGCAGUACACAAAGCUGAAGUGAUUUGAAGGUUUUGCUUCAUAUAUUUUAGCUGGGAUCAUUGGUGGAAAUACUAGACAGUCAGUUUUCUGAAAUUCUGGUCUCUGCUGGUUUUGCUUCUCUCAUGAUGCAUUAAAUUUAUUUCAUUUAUUUAUUUAAAUGCCGCUUAACUACAAUAGUCUCUAAAGCGGUAUACAAGAAAUACAAUACAAAAAAGUAAAAAUCAAUGAAAGCUAUAAAAUCAAAUUGCAGUUAAAAUGCCUGCUAGAAUAUGUAUCCAGUUUGAAUUAUAAUUUCAAAUGGGCUUUCUGGCAUUGAGACAAAGGUUAGAAGCCUGCUAUUUAUCAAUAUUUGGGCUUAAAAUGCUUGCAUUUGUAAAAUACAUUUUUGGUUGAUAUGACUGAUAAUUUAGAUUAUGUAUUUGCGUGUUUACUUAACAAAAAUAAAAUUUCUGAAUUAUAGUUGGCUGGGGAACAGACCAGGGAAUUGGAGGAUUUGGAGAAGAGCCAGGAAUUAAAGGACAGUUAAUGAACCUCAUUCGAUCUGUACGAACAGUUAUGAGAGGUAAGGUGGACAAAAUAAUGCUAUUUUUAGCAAUAUGUUGUUGUGAGUUGAUUUGUUUUACUGUGUUCCGUACUGCAGUUACCUAGUAUUACUGUGGCUUUUACACACUGAUGGCUAAUGUAAAUUGCCCUGAGUUGCUGCAUCUGGGCAUCUUCCUGUUUGGUUCUACUGGUGCAACACCAAGACAAAUGAUGUUGCACUAACCAGGAUAAAGACCUUCGCAUUUAAUCCUGCCUAGUGGACUAAUAGAAACAGGCUGUUAACUUAUUCACUAGCCUUAUAAGUUAUAACCAUGUGAAACUAAUGUGGUGGCAACACCAAUGUCUCUCUACUCUGCUGCCUCUGUGUCCUGUCAAUCUUAUGAGCAUCAUUGCUUCUUUCUGAUCCUGCCUCCCCUAACCCAUUCACUCAGUGCUGUAGAUUCCCUGAAGCAUGUGAGACUCUCUGACCACAACACCCUGCCUUCACUGCCACACCUUUUUGAGCUGAAAUGGGAGUGCAGGGGCAUCCAAAAUUAAAGUGCUUUUUCCUUUAAGCAAAUUUGGCCUGAGAGAAUCUAGAUCUGGCCUGUGGCGCCAAAAAGGUUUCCACCCCUGCUUUAUAAAAUGCAUUGCUGAAAUUGUUUUGUACGCUUGCAUGCAGAAAAUGAUCUUGAAUGUCCUUGUUCUUGAAGUUUAUUCUCCGCCUAAUGCAAUAUUAUGUUUGUCGUUAGCUGAUAAACUGUAAUACCCUUUCUGCUUUUCUUUGCAGUGCCAUUAAUUGGAGUGAACACCGUUACAAUUGUGCUGCUCUUGUUGUUUGGUUGAAGUCGGUGUCUUCAAAUCAACCUGCCCAGUAUCUCUAACAUACAGACUGCAGACCAGUUUAUUCAUUAGGAUUCAAUUUGGCUUAGCUUUGGAAGCAACACAUCUGUUUCAAUAAAGACACAAUUUCUAUUUAUUGUAUUCCUUAAUAUUCAGCCCACUUCAUAACACCAGAGGAUUGGAAUCACUGCAAUCGUGCUGUACGUAUCCUGAACCAGAACUAGAUUUUUUCAUUUAAUAGUAUCAAAUGUUUACAGUACGCAUUGUAACAUAUUGUAGUAAGUACUUAAAGAUUCUGUUUCUUAACUCCUCUGUUGCUCAGGGCUUAUUUUUCCAACGGUGUACUUGAGAUGUGCUUGUGUUUUAAGUUGACCUUUCAUUCAGUUUGUGAAGAACUGAAUGAUGUAGACUUUGCAGACCACUAGGUCAAAUAUGGCCCAUGGACUAUAUGAAUGUCACAGAAAUGGAAAUAUUGUUACUGGCACAUAUUAGAGGUUUUUAAAUAGACUUUUGAUAGUUGAUCAGUAGUAUAUGAUUUAUAUCUUUACACAGCAGUGACAUUUUAAGCUUAACAGUUCGAAAUCUGGUGACAUGUUGCAACUGCUAUAUAGCCAAACUUAGAAGAAUAAGACCUAGAAAUGGAAACAUGUAAAACUUCAUUUGGCAAGUACAGUUUAUUAGUAUGUUUUACAGUGGAUCUUUAUCCUUUCCCAAGAUUUUCAUUGUAAAUAAUUGUGUAUACUGUGUGUAAUCUGUUUUGGUGAAAGAAUUUUUAAAUAUUGGGGAAAAGAAUCUUUUUUUUGAAAAAAUGUGGCUGUACUUCCUUUUUUUAGAAAGAGAAAUGUAAACAGAAAUCCUCUUCAGUGGGUGUUUAAAAUCUGUUCAAAGCAGAUAUUACUUAAAAUUCAGACCAUAGAAAUGUGCCCAGUAAAAUGCACUAUUUUCCUGAUUCAUAUAUUUAAGACUCUGAAUCAGGUUUUUGUUUGUCUUGGAAGAUAAUCCAAGAGAAAACGGGCCUGUGAUCAGAUCAUCACACACUGGAGGGUGGGAGGCAGGCAAGCAAGGGAAACUGGUGAGCAAAAUCAAAUAUUUUUUUCUUUUUAACAUCUGAAUGCUUCUAGCAAUCCUUUGCAUGUUUACACAAAAAUAACCCUGGUGACCUUAAAACCCAACUGACAAUUGGUAUUUACGCUAAUAGGGAAUCUGUCCAUUAAUUGUUACAGAUACAUUUCCUGAAUUCUGAGUGUUUUCCCAUUAGUCGCAAUAUGUAUGAUGGGAUUCCACCAGCUCUUGCCCAUUCGAAAGAUGCAGUGAAGGUUGUUGCCGAAGGAAGUAACUCUCCUGAAUUAGUACAGUGCAUAGGAAAAAAGGGAUUGGUUGGUCCUGGGGAAGUAGAACUACAUAUAUAGUUCAAUUGUCAAUGGUAGAUGCAUGCAAAUCAAUAACCUUAACAAUAUGGAAAAACAAAUUCUACCGCAUCUUAAGUUAGUUUCAGAACUGCAGAUUCUUUGAGGGCAUGAUCAAGCAAAAGUUAUGGCACAUUAAAAUCCAUUAUUUAAAUGGGUGGGUUAAAAUCAUAAAAAAAUCUGCCCCUGAAAUUAAAGGGACAUAACUGUUCAAUUUUGGCUGGAUCACAACCAUAAUGUCCCAUCCCCCCCCCCCCCAAUUUUAACUACAGUAUUUGAUUUGAUUUUUCCAUUAUUUUAAGCAUGGCAUAUAGGCUGUUGUCUUUCUCUUUUUGUGAUGUGAGCUGCUUUGGAACACCAUAGUAAGUCUGAAAAAUGAAAUUGAGUUGUGCAAUAUAAACGGCACAGCUUUCCACAUUGGGGAAAGUUGAAGGCAGAUGGCAGUCAGAAACAAUUCUCCCUUAUGGAAGAUGGCAGGACACGAGAAAGAGCUAUUUCUGCUGCUCAAGAAGCUGCACAAAUCAUCACAUUUCCUCUUAAAUUGAACUAUGUCAGCAAUCCUAAAGACCAGAUGUGGAUAACCUUUCCGUCAGGGGCUGCCCCUUGGGUAAUCUUUCAGGACUGAAAGUGGGUGGCUGGGGCUAAAAGUGGGUGGAGCUCUGAAACAAAGCUGGGAUUGGAGUCCUAGCCCAGCUUUACACACUUCGAAAUAGCCCAAUAACAGCUCAUAACUGCUCAAAUACAUGCCAAAAUAACAUUGUAAGACAAGACUGAUGGCAACCUUUCUACUGAUGAAUAGCAUGCCACGAAUAUAAAAACAAGAUGUGUAUCCCUAUUACUAAAAUAACCAAUAGUGAUAGUUGAGGUGUAUGGACUCAAUCCACACACUGAAUCUUGUGCACGCACCCUUCAUUAAAUAUUUAUCCAUAUUACAUCAGUAGGAGCUUCUUGGGGGGACCUGCCUCUUUUGCUAAAAAAAUUCUUGUUUUGAGUAUAGAUCCUGGACCGUGGUACUUUUUCAGAAAUAAAUAAAAAGUUUAGUUUGUGAGAAGCAAUCUCUGGCUUGCAAGUAUGCAGCUUUUGGAAAUACUGUUUGGAGGAGGAUGCAAGAAAGGGAGGAGGUAAACUUUGAAAGCCACUCACAUUUGCUCUCUGCAAUAAAGCUUUGGGCGCUGGCAUUUGCUCCACGCACCCACACAGUGCUGUGCUUUUAGCAGCUGAAUGUUAAACAGAAGUUCAACAGGUGAAGCUGAAUUCCCACAUCUCUUGUAUUGCCUAAGGUGAACUGCUCCUGGGUGUUAGGGUGAUCCAAUACAAGAGAGCACAAGCUUUAUGUACCCUUUAUACGUUUUGGCUAGUCUCUCUGCGAGUGUUAAAAGUGCAGCAUCCCACUUUCCCCUUCGGGAGAUUUGGAUUGCCACAAGGACGGGCAGAAGUUCAACAGGAACGCAUUUUCUGCUGAACUAGAAAGGUGGCUAUAGCCUUCAUUUGCUGCUUGGUCCUUUAUCUCCCGCCGCCCCGAUCCAGUGCAUUCUGACAUGCUGGAGUCUCCCAAGUUCAUUACAUUAAGCCAGUUUCUGCAGACUGGCUCUGUCCCAUCCGCUUGCAAGACACAGCAAAAAAGGCAAAAGGUGACUAUCGGAGUGCCUGUUUGCUAAUCUCAAAAUCUGACCGAAAUGUUAAAAGCGGGAGCGUCUACUGGGGAGACAUUAACUGUGUUUUUCAGGAAAGUAUGUUGGGGAGGUGCGGAACUGAAACGAAACAAAGGCCCGCAGGCGUUCGUUUUAGUCACCUGCCGGGUCCUUUCUGGGUCCUUACGCAGAGAGGUCUUCCGCUUUUCAAGCCCCGCCCCCCUCCACCUCUUGCGGCUGAGCCGCGUCGCUGUAGCGUCAGGUCAUUCGAACAGAGGAAGGGAGCUGUGAACCCCCCCUCCCCGUUUGCCGUCAUGGUACGGCCCAACUCCCGUGGCGACUAAGGGCGAGGGCGGUACCAACUGUGCAGCAAAAGGGGGAAGGCAGAAACUCACCCUCUCGGCUGGCAAUGGACCAGCCCGCGAUGCGGUCCUCAUAGCUGGAAGGACAGGUCCAUCUCAUGGGAGAGGGAGGGAGACGUUAAAACGUUGGUAAAUUCCCCUCUUCUCUCGCUGAUUUCCUCACCUUGAGACGUGGGUGUGAGGCAAGCCAGGUGAGGAGCGCUUUUUUCCUGGAGGUGGGGGUGAGUUAGUGGUGGACAAUAAUGCCCUAAAUCACCUUGAAUUAAAGUCUCUUGUGAGCCUAGAGCUGCCUUUGUGAGAGGAGGCUGCCUGCUGUACCUCUGGAAGAGUCGCUGUUCUGGCUUCUCCUUCCAAGCUGUGCUGGGAGUGGGGCAUUUUCUGCUUUUUCUCUGCAUGGGUGUGUAGGAUUGCCUCUGUCAGUCGCUAAGGUUGCCAAUGUCACACCAAUUUUCCUUAUUUGCAACAGAGUUGUUGUUGCUGUUGUUUAGUCGUUUAGUCAUGUCCGACUCUUCGUGACCCCCUGAACCAGAGCACGCCAGGCACUCCUGUCUUCCACUGCCUCCCGCAGUUUGGUCAAACUCAUGCUGGUAGCUUCGAGAAGACUGUCCAACCAUCUCGUCCUCUGUCGUCCCCUUCUCCUUGUGCCCUCCAUCUUUCCCAACAUCAGGGUUUUUUCCAGGGAGUCUUCUCUUCUCGUGAGGUGGCCAAAGUAUUGCAGCCUCAGCUUCAGGAUCUGUCCUUCCAGUGAGCACUCAGGGCAGAAUGGAUAGGUUUGAUCUUCUUGCAGUCCAUGGGACUCUCAAGAGUCUCCUCCAGGACCAUAAUUCAAAAGCCUCAAUUCUUCGGCGAUCAGCCUGGUGCAAAACAUAGGUUGUUUCACUGCAGAGUUUGGGCUGUUUUGUGUAUGUAUGUGGGUGGGUGGUGUUGUGGUGGAACUAACCACUCACAGCCUUGACUUUAUCACGAUUGCGGGUUGGUGAGACACUUCUGCAACAAGGAGCGGAUUCUGAAGAAUGACAUUUGCAAGACUGAAACCUCUGACCUUACUCCCAUGACUAACCAAUGACACUAAAAAGAAAUUCUAAUUUAUUCUGGCAGCUGCUUGACAUUGGAAUGGACUUCCUCAGAAGGUGGUGGACUCUCCUUCACUGGAUGUUUUUAAGCAGGGGUUGAGUGGACAUAAUAAUAAUAAUAAUAAUAAUAAUAAUAAUAAUAAUAAUUUUUAUUUAUACCCAGCCCUUCCCAGUUCAGAAAACCAGGCUCAAGGUGGCUAACAACAAAUUUAAAACACUUAAUUGAUGCAACAAAAAACAGCAUAAAAUAAAGUAUAAAACGUGAAUAACAAUAAAUUCAGAAUUAAAAAAUCAAUUUAGGUGGAAAAUACAUCCAAUAAACAUUAGGUGAUCACCAGGGCUAGCUGGCUAAAUUAGUCCUAUUUGGGCCAGUGAGGAGACCAGGGGAGAAUUAGCUGUGGGAUCCCAGAGCGGGUAGUCUUCAUAAAAAGGGGAGAGGGAGGGAAGGAAGGGGAAUGAAAGAUCAGGCUAAGUUCAAAUUGAAAGACAGGCAGAAUAGCUCUGUCUUACAGGCCUUGCGGAAGGAAGUUAAAUCCUGCAGGGCCUUGGUCUCAUGGGACAGAGCAUUCCACCAGGGAGCCAUCACUGAGAAGGCCCUGGCCCUAGUGGAGGAUAAUCUGACUUCCUUAGGGCCUGGACCUCCAAACUAUGAUUAUUCAUGGACCUUAAGGUCCUCUGCAGGAGAGGCGGUCCCAUAAAUACGAGGGCCCUAAGCCACGAAGGGUUUUAAAGUCAAAACCUUGACAUCUGUCAUGGAUGCUUUAGUUGAGAUUCCUGCAUUGCGAGGGGGCUGGACUAGAUGAUCCUCAGGAUCCUUUCUAACUCUACAAUUCUGUGAUUCUAUGUAUAAUCCUUGAACUUAAUCAGCUUUUCUUUUCUUUUUACAGCAGAUGUGUAACCUUGGUCCACCUGUAGAUAAGUUUAUAUUUCUUCGAUAAAAAGAGUUCUUUUGCAGGUGAUAAAAAGCAGACUCUGCAGGUAUGUACCUUGAAACACCUUUUAGUGGCUGGCUUUAUCUCUGGGAAAGAGGAGUGCUCUUCGUUUUCCGAUUAGAUAAAAACCUGCGAUGGCACCUGAUGAUCUCAAAACUGCUCGAUAGGAAAGUGCUGAUAAAUGUUUAAAAUUCCCGAAGGCUAGUCCGUGCUGGUCACGGAGUUUGCAGUCUGGAAAAAGAAUUCCCAAAGCUUGUUCCUUUGGGCCGUUGAGAAUGGGGGGGAAGCAGUCUGGUGUGGUGAUUAGGGUGUUGGCCAUAAAGCUUUCUAGAUGACCUUGGUGUGAGAAUAAGAUACCACCAUCCACACUUACUCUUGGAAGGAAGGGCGGAACAAAAGUGUAAUAUAAUGUAAUACCAGAGGAGCCUCAUUGAUUCCCGUAGGAUUAGAGGAAUCGUUCUGUCAUUUGCCCUAAAGAGCGGUUUCUUCAUUCUAAUAGUGCUCCGCUGCAUGCAGCUGUAAGAAGAAGCCAAAGAUUUCUUUUUCCUAGAGGUGCCAUUAUUGACAGCUUGUAUUGGGUUAUUAUUAAUAAUAAUAAUAAUAAUAAUAAUACUAAGUUAUUAUUUAUACCCCGCCCAUCUGGCUGAGUUUCCCCAGCCACUCUGGGCAGCUCCCAAUCAAAUGUUAAAAACAGUACAGCAUUAAAUAUUGAAACCUUCCCUGAACAGGGCUGCCUUCAGAUGUCUUUUAAAGAUAGGAUAGCUGCUUAUUUCCUUCACAUCUGAAGGGAGGGUGUUCCACAGGGUGGGCGCCACUACCGAGAAGGCCCUCUGUCUGGUUCCCUGUAACCUCACUUCUUGCAAUGAGGGAACCGCCAGAAGGCCCUUGGUGCUGGAUCUCAGUUCCUCCUUCAGGUAUACAGGACCGAGACCGUUUAGGGCUUUAAAGGUCAGCACCAACACUUUGAAUUGUGCUCGGAAACAUACUGGGAGCCAAUGCAGAUCUCUCAGAGCCUCUGAUCAUUUCCACCACGUAGCAGAGCAUCCUACGAUUCUCAGCUCCUUUAUCACCAUCAGGAUCCUGCAUAGUUUGCUGGGUGGCAGUCCUUCUCUACGGUGGCCCCCACGUUAUGUAAUGACCUCCCGAGUUGUGCCCUUUUCCCAGAGGCCUUUGCAAGUGGAGGAUGAGAUCAGAAUAUUCCCACCUCCCCAGUGCGUUGCCGCUUCUGACUGCUGUUGAUUCAGUUUAAUUUUUGAUCCAGUAAUGAGUAUGUUACACAUAGUUUACUUCUUGUGUUGAGCUCCUGGAGCCACAUGUUUAGGGUAGGCCCAUAAAUGUGCAUAAAUGACUAGCCGCUUCACACCUACUGCAGCUUAGCAAUUUGCAAGAAACCGAAAAAUGGGUGCGGUUUUGAAAGGUUCAGUCUGCCAUCUUGAUUCAAAACAGUUGUAUCCAGACAUGGAUGCGAGCCUGCUCCUUCGUCUCAGGAACCACCAUGCAAAAUGCGCUUACGAUCUCGUUAGAAGUGUCCGGACGAGUAGAGAAUAGGCAAGGGAACACAAGGUUCAUCUAGUCCAGGCAUAGGCAAACUCCGGCCCUCCAGAUGUUGGGGACUACAAUUCCCAUCAUCCCUGACCACUGGUCCUGUUAGCUAGUGAUGAUGGGAAUUGUAGUCCCAAACAUCUGGAGGGCCAGAGUUUGCCUAUGCCUGAUCUGGUCUAACCCCCAGCAAUGCAGGAAUCUUUGGCUCAACAUAGGGCUCGAAUCCACAACCCUGAGAUUAAGAAAUAGCCGGCAGGCUCAAGUGAUGGGUCGCAUCAUUAUAUUGUAGGUUUUGCUACAUGGAAGUGGUUCCUUGAGGAGGAGAAGUCUAUCAAUGGCUGCUAGCCAUGAUGGUUGUGCUUGGUCUCCACAUCUGGAGGAAGCAAUACUUCUGCAUAGCAGCCGCCGCAAACCACAGGAGGGGAGAGGGCUCUUGGGCUUACGUUCUGCUUGCUGGUUUCCCAGAAGCAUUGGGCUGGCCGCUGUGAGAACAGGAUGCCGGACUAGAUGGGCCAUUGGCCUGAUCCAGCACUCUCUGCUUACCGUAUUUUUCGCUCCAUAGGGCGCACCGGACUAUAGGGCGCACCUAGUUUUUAGGGGGGGAAAUAAAGAAAAAAAAAUUAUUUGCCCUCCCAGCCCCAAAGAGCAAAGAAGGCAAGACAGCCAGCAGGAUCCAUCCCGCUGGCUGUCUUGGCUUCCUCUUUAGCCGUGCGCAACCUCUCCAGCCGGGAGAGGCUGCACGCGGCUUCGUUUUUAGCCGCGGGGCUGGGGCGGGGGAAGCCCGAGCUUCCCCCGACCCCAGCCCCCAGAACAUGUCCAGGAGCGGCGGCAAGGUUACACGCAGCCUUGCCGCCGCUCCCGGAGCUUGCGGGGCUGGGGGCGCACUCCAAAGGCUUGCGGAUACCUGCCUGAAGCCCGGGGAGCGCAGCGGGAGUUGGCGCUGCACUCCCCGGACUGCAGGCUGCUAUCCGCAAGCCUUCGGAGCGUGGGGGGAACUCCUGCUGUGCUCCGAAGGCUUGUGGAUAGCUGCCUGAAGCCUGGAGAGUGAGAGGGGUCAGUGCGCACCGACCCCUCUCGCUCUCCAGCCUUCAGCAAAAGCAACGCGAAGCCUCCGGAGCGCGGAGGGAGCGCUCCCACUGCACUUCGGAGGCUACGCGUUGCUAUCGCUGAAGCCAAGGACCCUGCAUUCGCUCCAUAGGACGCACACACAUUUCCCCUUCAUUUUUGGAGGGGGGAAACUGCAUCCUAUAGAGUGAAAAAUACGGUACAUUCUAAAGUGUGAAACAUCCACAUUGAGCAUGAUGCACCCAUCUGAAACAGCCCCGCAGUUGCACAGAUAAAAGGCAUCUCUCUCCCCCAAUUUCCUGUGCUUUGGGGACAGUUCCUAAUAUGGGCACUUUGCAUUCCCUGAAGCAAGAUACGGACAGCCUUCUGUCCAACACCUGCUGUGUUCAGAUUGGACACUUGGGCCCUAUUGCUGGUCCUGUCGCAUCGCGUGGCUCUCUCUUCCCCAUCUGUGCAUCUGACGCUCCACCUACGGAAACAGAACAAUAUUCGGCUUGGAACGCUUUGCAAAAUUCUUCCAAUGAAGGGAGGGGGGCACGCGCCUAAUUGCUUUUUAAUUGUGUCGUGCUGCUGCGGUUGGCACCGCACCUCUGUUCCAUGCAGCAGGUAAAAAUAUAAAAACUCAAAAGACUUGAGAUAAGAUAGCGUGUACUUUUAAAUCCAAGCUGGACGUGCCGUUUCUCUCUGGUGCGAGUACGCUUGUGGAAUUUAAAAGUUGAAAAAGGUGGUUUCUGUGUGGGCAGCGAAUGGGAGAAAAGGCUUGUUCUAUCAAUUAUGUAUAUAUAUAUUUAAUGUUGCCUCUUACUUCCCUGUCCAAAGGGGCUCGUUGAACAUGCUGGGUAAUGCUCUCUUAGCAUUACUAGGCUUGGCACAAAUGGAACAGAUAACAGAGUGCCUUUUUAAUUGUCCAUUGUUAUCUAACUCUUUGGUUGUUUAAUCUUCCUUCCCUCUCCUGGCAGUGUGAAGGAUGGCAGCCCGGCGCGCGCUAAAGGCAGUCCUGGUGGAUCUCAGUGGAACGCUUCAUAUUGAAGACUCGGCUGUUCCAGGAGCCCAGGAAGCUCUUAAAAGGCAAGUUAUCCCUUCCAGACACCCCAAAAAGAACAGAAAACAAACGUGUAAAAAGGCCGUUUUCACAAAGGCUGCUUAUUGGGCAAGGAAAAGGCCUUGCGGGCAAGGGUGUUGACGUGCCUCAUACAUGCACAGGGUCAGGUCCCAGAUGACAGAAUUUGGCUCUUGGCGUUUAACACAGCAGACCCUUAAGAAUCCAUUUGUGGUGGAGAAAGGCUACCGGCGGCUUUAAGACAGGCAUCCCCAAACUUGGCCCUCCAGAUGUUUUGGGACUACAACUCCCAUCAUCCCUAGCUAACAGGACCAGCGGUCAGGGAUGAUGGGAAUCGUAGUCCCAAAGCAUCUGGAGGGCCAAGUUUGGGGGUGCCUGCUUUAAGACCAUAAGAAUCAGGCCAGUGGACCAUCUGUUAGAAUUCCUGCUGUGUGAUUGCAGUCAUGGGAUUGUUGUCUAUACAUGAUGGUGUAUGUUUUGACUCCACAGAGUGGGAAGUGACAGAGACAGGAUGUUUGUUUUACUGUGUUCCGUGAAGUGGGACUAUUGCUCUUUGCUGUCUGAUGCUAGAGAGAGAGAGAGAGCGCCACGUUACAGUGCUCCGUGUAUGUUUAUAUGUAAAUAAAAGUAGAUUAGCCAAAAUGCUGAGUUGCUGAGGUCUGUUACUCAAGCUGCAAAGACUCUGCAGAACCCUAAGUGUGUCGGUGUCUGUUGGCAUCGGUUUCUGUGAUGUAGAAGACAGGAGUGCCUGACGUGCUCUGGUCCAUGGGGGUCACGAAGAGUCGGACAUAACUAAACAACUAAACAACAAUCCCGCUUUAUCCCUACCCUUGUUGUUGUUUAGUUGCGUCCGACUCUUCGUGACCCCAUGGACCAGAGCACACCAGGCACUCCUGUCUUCCACUGCCUCCUGCAGUUUGGUCCAACUCAUGCUGGUAGCUUCGAGAACACUGUCCAACCACCUCGUCCUCUGUCAUCCCCUUCUCCUUGUGCCCUCCAUCUUUCCCAGCAUCAGGGUCUUUUCCAAGGAGUCUUCUCUUCUCAUGAGGUGGCCAAAGUAUUGGAGCCUCAGCAUUAGGAUCCAGUGAGCACUCAGGGCUGAUUUCACUACCCUGAGGAGUCUCAAAGCAGCUAACAUUCUCCUUUCCCUUCCUCCCCCACAACAAACACUCUUGUGAGGUGAGUGAGGCUGAGAGACUUCAGAGAAGUGUGACUGGCCCAAGGUCACCCAGCAGCUGCAUGUGGAGGAGCGGGGAAUAAUAAUAAUAAUUAAUAAUUUGCCAGGAAACGAACCCGGUUCACCAGAUUACGAGUCCACCACUCUUAACCACUACACCACACAGUAAUUCCUACAGCUCCAAAUACCCCCCGUCCAUAGUCUUAUGUCUAGGCAGUUAUCCCCAGGUCUGCACCCUAUAGAGCAGUUGCAGCAGCAGGGGACCACUCCUCCUCCACCAGUUCAUGUGCCUUCCCCCAAAGGGCUGCAUGCAUGCCUGCUGGAGACUAUGCCUCUGCAUGCAAGCUGCCUCUGCUCUUCCCUUUUCAGUCCCUUCCUGGUUCUGGGAGACAGGUGCAGGAGAGGGUAGGGAAGCACCCAGCCUGACCUGCCUCUUCUUCCUUUUCUUCCUAUCCGUCCUGCACCCCAUCUUCCAGCCUCCGACUCUUGCUUCCUGGCUGGCAAAGUUCCCCAUAAACCACUGCCCCCCUAUCCUAAACCAGAAUCCAGCCCUUACUUUUCCUGGUGCACACUCUGCAGUGUCUUGCCAGUCCCUGGCAUGCACCUGGCAACAUUAGAAUGUCAUAUGUGUGAAACCAAACUUUCCCUCCUGCCCCACGCCCAUUACACUUGGACAUUGGAUUCAAGCUUGAGUGAUCAAAAAGCAUAGGGAUUGGCCUCAGGUGGGAUUUCUCUUUCUGUUAAACUCCAAAGAUCCAGGAGUAAUCUUCUUAGCACUUCCGCUUGGCAGCCCUGCUUGUGAUAAUGCGCUCAUGUUAUCUUCUGAUGAAGCUGUUCCAUGAAUGCGAGAACAAAAACAUGUUUUUGCUGUGGUUUCCGAAAAUGGCAGCGUCCUAAACUGCUUACCCUGUUUUUCACGGGUCAAGGCUGCGCAGUGCUCCUGUUUCCAUCCGGUUUGUGACCAAUACGACAAAGGAGUGCAAGCGAGAUUUGCUGGAGAGGCUGAGGAAACUCGAGUUCGACAUCAAGGAAGACGAGAUCUUCACGUCUCUGACGGCAGCCAGAAAUCUCUUGGAGCAGAAGCAAGUCAGGCCCCUGCUGCUCGUCGAAGACAACGCACUGCACGAUUUCAAAGGUAUAGUGUCCUGGCGCCAAUUUGCUGGGAACUGUAGUUUGCUAAGGGAUCUGGGUAUCGUAGCUCUGUGAGGUCAGCACCCUUAACACUUUGUCAAACUUAAAGUGGCAUUAUAAUGCAUCCACUGUGUGGUGUGAUUGUGAUCCUUUUGGAUAAAGGUAAAGUUUAUACAUUUGUUGCUCCACCCAUUUUUGUCUCUGGCCCUGCCCACACCUGGCAUGUGGCCCCUGAAAUGUUUCCCAGAAUGAAAUGCGGCCCUUGAACUGAAUAGCGUCCCUCAUCCCUGAUACAUGAACAGUAGGAUCUAUUGACUGAGGCCAGUGAACCUAGCUCUUUAUUCAAGGAAACAAACCAGGGCUCAAGCCUAGUGGUCUCCUCAGCAACCCUUUCUAGGAGGCCUCAUCCUGAUGAAACUAAUGCGAGGUCUGAAGGUCCCUGCCUUCCCCUUAGGACUCCUCCUCUCCAGGGUCUUUCUCACAUAGUCUCAGGCUGUGUCUGCGCACGACCACCUCGGCUCUGCCCGUUUUAUUUCUCUGCGGGUUCUAGGAGACCGGGGGAAGGGAACUGGUUGCAGCAGGAGGGGGAGACUCCCUGGUGUCUUCAGCAGUCUGCCUGAUAUCUGCCUCUUGGCCCCCUCCUCUCCUGCCUUCACUCCUGCCUCGCAUUCUGAACUGCUCUCUGCCACAGCUGCUUCCUGCUCACUAAACCCUGUCACUCAUGGGUAGGCAAACUAAGGCCCAGGGGCCCAAUCCGGCUCAAUCGCCUUCUAAAUCUGGCCUGCGGACGGUCCGGGAAUCAGUGUGUUUUUACUUUAGUAGAAUGUGCCCUUUUAUUUAAAAUGCAUCUCUGGGUUAUUUGUGGGGCCUGCCUGGUGUUUUGACAUGAGUAGAAUGUGUGUUUUUAUUUAAAAUGCAUCUCUGGGUUAUUUGUGGGGCAUAGGAAUUCGUUCAUUUCCCCCCCAAAAAAUCUACUCCAGCCCCCACAAGGUCUGAGGGACAGUGGACCGGCCCCCUGCUGAAAAAGUUUGCUGACACCUGCUGUCACGUCUUCAGCUUCUGCCACCUCCUCUUCUCCCUCUGACCACCCAUCGCCGUUCCACCGCCACACCCCAGGCUCUGAGCCUUCUUUCCCUGGGGGUUCCCCGGCUGGUGCCCCCUCUGCAUCCAGCCAGUCCAUGACAUUCCCCGAGUGGUUGUGUGUCGAUUGCCAGGAACCGCGCGGACUUGCCCAGAGAAGCCCUUGUUUCACUGGGAGAGUCUUCUGUGUGUCCUGCGAGAGAUGCACAGUCGCUUUAGGAAUUGCAGCAGACCAUUACAAGACUCGAGCAGAAUUAGCUUUCUAUACUGCAGACUUUAAUUAAAGUAGAGCACAGAAAACACGUAUACUAUAUUCUGAUCGCUUAAUGGACCGUUUGCAUCGUUCAGUGAAAUCCGUACGACCCAUAAACCCUCUAUGUCCAUGACGAGAUGGCUUAUAUUGUUUGUUUGCUUUAUUUAAAGCUUAAUUGAGGGUUUCUUCUUCUUUUUCUCCUCCUGCUUUUGCUGCCUGUCUAAAGCUUAAUUUGGACUUCAUAGUUUGGCAAUGCAAUAGCUCGACUCCAUCUGAAGUUCCAGAUCUGUGGGGUUUCCUAUGCAUCUGCUUUCAGCUGUGGCGCCUGUCUUGGCAGAUAGGCUCAUAGCUCCUCCCCCUGUGACCCCAUUCAAUCCUUUGGGGGCCAAUUAAAGGGUCAUCUCCUACUGCAAGCUUAAUUUGCUGCACAGGGGGAUGGAGGGUGCGGCUAAGGAGGGAAGUGUUAAUCCUGCCCAGCUGCAAUAUUCACAAAGAUCACAUCCACCCCCGGCAAUUAGGCUUACAAAAUGCUUACAUGCUUCCCCUCCCAGACUCAUUCCUGGGCAGAACAUGAGUGUGUGUCAGAGCACAGCUUGGCUACACUUCCUCUUGCAUUGGCUCUGCCUACCACCAGCAAACGGCCCCCAGAAAGCUGGCCAAGGUGGAAUGUGGCCCUUGCCCAACCCCCCAAAAGUCCCUCCCUUACAGGUCUUCUGCCUUGCUCUUCCCUCCAUAUCUAGUGGUUGGUUUUUUAAAAAAAACUCUGGUUUUCAGUAGUUUAAGUACGCUGAAAGAUGUUUAAGCUCCUGAUAGUAACUACUAUGGAAUUAUUCUUGGAUAAUCUUCAUAUAAGAUUGCUCGCAGAUGGAUGAGUGUAAUCCAUUCUUUGGUUAAUGGACCCAGAUGCUCCCAGAGAAAGUUGCAAGCGAAAUCCACACCAGCUUGCUUUUCAGUUUCUGCGUUUUUGUUUUGUAAUAAUGUUGGGGAGGGCAUUGUGGGGCCAUUUGAACAGCAACCGAUGUCCUCCUUCUGUUAGCUUCUGCAAUAGAACUUUUCUUCUUCUCCCCUUUUAUGUGUCCUGCACCCUCCCCACAUCUGCUCCAGAGGAUUGGGGCAGCCCCCCCCCCAAAAGAACAGAUUUAAGAGGUGUGCAGCUGGAGGUGGGGGGCAUUUCAUUUCACAAACAGAAACCCUUGUGCUGAUGGAACAAGUUAGUUGAUACCACUCAUGUUCCCCAUGCCCAGUUUGAACAGCUGCCAUCUCUAACGCUUGUCCAUUGAAGGCAUUGUCCCUCUGCUAUUCAGCUAAAGAGGCUUGCAGGUCCAUGACAGCCCCUGCCCUCAGGUCUGCAAACUACACCACAUGACACAAAAGCAAGGAGGGAGGAGGAAGCUCAGGCAACCCGUUCUUAAAGCUGCAAAGUUCUUAUAAUGCCCAACUUCAGUGGGAAAAGUUCAGAGACAGCAGUGGCAAAGAGGCAAAAAGUUCUAGCAGAAAAGUUCAGCAGAAUCAGCACAGUGGGCUUGGGUCCCUUUCUCUUCUGCCACCUGAAGAUUUCACGCCAAGGCAAUUGUAUCAAUAACGAUACGAUAUCUUUAUUGUCAUUGUCCCAUACAGAACAAUGAAACUGAAAAAUCUACAUAAGACAUUCAAAACCCCCUAAAAACUCUGAAACCCCAUUUUAAAAUACAACAUACUCCUAUAGAGACACCUUAUACUGCGUUUAAAACCAGAAUUGCAUUUGGGUAGAAACUGUUUCUCAGGUGGCUAGUCCUAGUCUUUAUAACCUGUGGGUUGAACCACAGAGCCUAGGACUUGCCGAUCAGAAGGUUGGCGGUUCGAAUCCUCGCGACGGGGUGAUCUCCCGUUGCUCGGUCCCUGCUCCUGCCAACCUAGCAGUUCGAAAGCACGUCAAAGUGCAAGUAGAUAAAUAGGUACCGCUCUGGCGGGAAGGUAAACGGCGUUUCCGUGCGCUGCUCUGGUUCGCCAGAAGCGGCUUAGUCAUGCUGGCCACAUGACCCGGAAGCUGUCUGUGGACAAACGCCGGCUCCCUCGGCCAGUAAAGCGAGAUGAGCGCCGCAACCCCAGAGUCGGCCACAACUGGACCUAAUGGUCAGGGGUCCCUUUACCUUUAUCUUCUUCCAGAAGGCAGAAGCUGAAAGAGAUCAUUUCCGGGGUGCGGACUAAGUCAAUGUAAGGCGAGCCAUUUGGCUGUCCUCUUUUUUUUCCAGGGAUCGAUACAAGCGAGCCCAAUGCUGUGGUGAUAGGGCUUGCUCCUGACCACUUCAAUUACCAAACGAUGAACAAAGCAUUUCAGUAAGUCGGAACGACGUGACAAAAAGUUUCUUUAUAAGAAACGACUUCCUUUAGCCCCCACCAGGCAAUUAACAUUUGGCACAAGCUCAGUUUCUACCUGUCACAUAGCACACCUCCAGAUAACUUUAUGACGAUACUGUCCCAAGGGUUCUUUUUAUUACCGGGAGGAUGACAACAGGGCUUGGUGGUACCAAGUGGAAUUCCUGCAUCUCCAUGCGCUUUCAGAGCACAAUGAGUCACACUGUUGUCCUUCCAAGUAGGGAAGGACUUUGCUAUCUGUUAUGGCAUUGAUGGGGAAACCUGAGGCUUAGAACCUCUCCACCAGACCCGUAGGGCUUUCCCCAGUCAACACACCCUCUCAGGGCAUUUUUGCUAAUAAAUAAUAUAAAGAGAAGAGGCCCAGCCAGAGAGGACUUUGCCAAGUGCUCUCUCAAACCAGGUGGUAAGAACUUUCCCUGCCCUUCUCAAAUGACAGGGCAUCCCGGAUUGUCCAUUAGUUAAUGAAUUCUGGAAACAGAUUGGUAUAGAAAUAUCGGGAAUUGUGGGUAGGAAGGUGGAAAUAUCUAAAUUAAUGGUUCUUAUUAGCCUGAGUAGCACUGAGUUAGAAACAAAAGAGGAAUGUAAAUGGGUAAAAUUGAUGGUAAUUGCAGCCAGACGGGUUAUAGCGAGUAAUUGGGAAAACGCAGAAGAGCUAGGGGUGAACCAAUGGAGGGAAAAAUAGAAAAAUAUUAUAAUCUUAGAAUAUCUAACCGUGAAGAAACAUAAAAUGAAAGGGUUUAAGGUCAGUGGGGAGGAGGAGGAUUGGUUUGAGAAGAUAUUGAAUUAUUUGGGCAGGUUUGAACAAUUUGGGGCAAUUAAAAUGUUAAAAGUUACCGUAUUUUUUGCACCAUAACACUCACUUUUUUCUUCCUAGAAAGUAAGGGGAAAUGUCUGUGCGUGUUAUGGAGCGAAUGCCUGCAGGUGGCGGGGGGGAUCUGCUGCAGUCGUGAGCAGAGGAUCCAUGGUUCCCCUUCCUUCCCUCCUCCGUGGUUACAAAGCAUGGAUCCACAUGGAUCCUCAGGAUUUUUGCAUUGGGCUACUCCAAACUCACUGUCAGAUCACAUGUCUGUGGCCACAGCAUGAACCACAAAAAUCAUAUAUCCACUAUUUCGUUUAGAAUAUUUUUUUUCUUGUUUUCCUCCUCUAAAAACUACGUGCGUAUUAUGGUCUGGUGCGUGUUAUAGAGCAAAAAAUACGGUAAAUAAACCUUGUGGAGGGAGGAGUGUUAAGGUAUAUAGAAUUGUACACAUGGUUGAUUUGAAUAUGUUAUUAUUGAUUAUGUAUACCUGUCAGGGCUGCCUCAGGUCUCAGCUCACAAAAGACCAACGCCAAGUUCUUCUUAUAUACAAAGGUGUUUAUUGCAGUUCAUUGUUUGCUUCACAUCCGAGGCGCGCAGCCCCACGUCUGUUACGCUUAGACCGUUGAAGUCCCCUCUGAGUCAGUCCCUCCCCUGCACCAGUUUAAGAGGCUUGCGCUGCUCCACCUCUUCCUCUCUUUCCUUUUCCGCAGGGUCUUCCUGCCCGCUGGGGUUUCGCCCCUCCUGGAUUCCCCUGACGCGGAAUCCCCAGAUUGCUCUUCCCCCCCUCCUGCGGGCUUUGGGACCUGGCCCCUCCUCCGGGCUCCCUGUACUUCCGCGCGCCUCCACAUUUGAACUUGGCGCGCGCGCCCAACCUCUAACCUUCCUCUUGACAGCUACACUACUCCCUUCACUACUCCCCUCCCCUUCCGGGAGGGUGGCUUCCUCCGACCUCCCUCCCUUCUCUGCUGCUGGAGCUGCUUCCCCUGAUACACUGGAACCUCCACCCCCUUUCGCUGCACUCUGGCGGGGAGGCUGGUCCUGACGCCCAGCUGCCACUUUGGGAUCCCCCGCUGGCCCCCUGCUCCUGACACGUUCUCCCUGGGGCUCCCCUGGCCUUGACCACCGGCGCCCCCUUCUGGGAAUCCUCUGAUUCGCUGGAAAGACUCGUGGAAUCUCUUGAGUCAUUGUCAUCCUCUUCCUCGCUGUCUUGGGAUUCAUCCCCAUCACUCUCCAUCUCCUGCCUACCCUGUGCCUCUGUCCCUGAACCCCUGACAAUACCCAAUGUAUCAGCCGCCUGCGGGGUUUCACGGUUUGUUUUCAGUGUUUGUGCUUUGGUGGUUGGUAAAAAAAUUAAAAUUAACUAGAAAAAAUGACAGGGCAUCCCGUUGGCCACUGUUAGAACAGGAUGCUGGACUAGGUGGGCAUUGACCUGAUCCGGGAGGCUCCACUUACGUUCUUAUUUUCCUCCCACCCCUUCCUUUCUCAAGACUGAUCCUCGAUGGCGCUCCCCUCAUAGCUAUACACAAAGCCAGGUAUUACAAGAGGAAAGACGGGCUCGCUCUCGGCCCUGGACCUUUCGUCACGGGGCUGGAAUACGCAGCCGACGUGGAGGCCACCGUGGUGGGGAAGCCCGAGCGGAUGUUCUUCCUGGAAGCCUUGCGUGGUACCGGCUGCACGCCAGAGGAAGCCGUCAUGAUUGGCGAUGUGAGUGCCUGAGCAUGUUAACCCGCCUUAAAGAUGGAGCCUCCGGGAACCAAGCAGGCCUAACGUUUUUGUUCCCUUCUACCUUGGCAGGACUGCAGGGAUGACGUGGGAGGCGCUCAGAACGCUGGGAUGCUGGGGAUACUGGUGAAGACGGGUAAGCACCAUCUCACCGUGCCUCUUGCUUGUCUGGGUGGAGGCUAGCGGGAUGCAUGUGUGUGCAGGAUCUAGCCUACUGCAGAAAGGUAAAAGUUUUAAAUGGGGAGAGGUAGACACUCAUCUUUGGUAGGUGCUAAGCAUGUCAUAGGGAUGCGGGUGGCGCUGUGGGUUGAACCACAGAGCCUUGGGCUUGCCGAUCAGAAGGUCGGUGGUUCAAAUCCCUGCGACGGGGUGAGCUCCCGUUGCUUGGUCCCAGCUCCUGCCAACCUAGCAGUUCAAAAGCAUGUCAGAGUGCAAGUAGAUAAAUAGGUACCGCUCCGGAGGGAAGGUAAACAGUGUUUCCGUGCGCUGCUGUGGUUCGCCAGAAGCAGCUUAGUCAUGCUGGCCACAUGACCCAGUAGCUGUACGCCGGCUGCCUCAGCCAAUGAAGUGAGAUGAGCGCCGCAACCCCAGAGUCGGCCACGACUGGACCUAAUGGUCACGGGUCCCUUUACCUUUACCUUUAUGCAUGUCAUAGGUUAUCUUGUUAUUAUCCGUGUCAUGGGCUAUUUAUUUAUUUCACAAGAUUUAUAUACCACCGGACACCUCAAAUUGUUUGAUUCCCCCCCCCCAAAAAAAAGUUAAAAGAACCAUUUAAAAUGUUCAAACAAAGACCGUAUUUUUCGCUCUAUAAGAUGCACUUUUCCCCUCCUAAAAAGUAAGGGGAAAUGUGUGUGCGUCUUAUGGAGUGAAUGCAGGCUGCGCAGCUAUCCCUGAAGCCAGAAGAGCAAGAGGGAUCAGUGCACACCGAUCCCUCUUGCUCUUCUCGCUUCAGGGAUAGCCAUGCAAAGCCUCUUGAGCAUAGUGGGAGCGCUCCUCCCUCUUCGCUCAGGAGGCUUUGCCUUGCUUUCUUGUUUCUUGUUUACCUCCUCUAAAAACUUAUGGAGCGAAAAAUAUGGUAACUAAAAUCUACAAUUAAGCUAAAAAUCAGAUUAAGACAUAUGGCAACAUUCUACAUAUCUGGGCAGGCUUGUCUAAACUGUUUUUAGAAGGUGCUGAAAAAAAGGGAGUUCCGAAGUGUGUGCUGCCACAAGAAAAGACAGAUUCCUUACAAAUGCAGAGCAAGUAUCGCGGCACCUGUAACAUCACCAGUUUUGCAGAGCAAAGAGGUUGAGUGGGCAUAGUUGGGAACGGUUAUAACGCAUAGAUGUCGGGAAUGUGUUAUGCCAACGCGAACCAGGUGUUGAGACAGAGCGUUUUCUCUCUGCUUUUGUUACAGGGAAAUACCGAGAGGGGGAUGAAGGCAAAAUUACUCCUCCUCCGUACUUAACUUGCGAGAGCUUUCCCCAGGCUGUAGACCACAUCCUCCAACAUCUCCUAUGA